AUGAAGAGAAAUAGCCUGUCCUCCUUCUCCAUCUCUCUCUGGUUGCUGUUUACAGCAGUGAUGCUUCAAGAUGUAAAAUCAGCGAAAGGAAAAUACGCUCACAUGCUGUUUAAUGAACUGUUUGAAGACUACUCAAAUGCUCUAAUACCAGUGGAAGACACAGAUAAAGUACUGAAUGUCACCCUUCAGAUAACAUUGUCCCAAAUUAAAGAUAUGGAUGAAAGGAACCAAAUUUUGUCAGCUUACUUAUGGAUUCGACAAAGCUGGUAUGAUGCUUACCUCAAGUGGGACAAGGAUAAAUACGAUGGGUUGGAUUCUAUCAGGAUUCCAAGCAAUUUGGUUUGGAGACCAGAUAUUGUCCUGUAUAACAAGGCUGAUGAUGACUUUUCAGAACCAGUGAAUACUAAUGUUGUGUUGAGAUAUGAUGGAAAAAUCACUUGGGAUGCACCCGCUAUCACAAAGAGCUCGUGUGUAGUGGAUGUAUCUUAUUUUCCUUUUGACAGCCAGCAGUGCAACCUUACAUUUGGGUCCUGGACCUAUAAUGGCAAUCAGGUAGACAUCAUUAAUUCUCUUGAUAGUGGUGACCUCUCUGACUUCGUAGAAGAUGUGGAAUGGGAGAUUCACGGUAUGCCAGCAGUUAAGAAUGUCGUAACUUAUGGCUGCUGCUCUGAGCCUUAUCCAGAUGUGACCUUCACACUGAUUUUGAAAAGGAAGUCUUCAUUCUACAUAUUUAAUCUGUUGCUGCCUUGUGUUUUGAUCUCUUUCCUGGCCCCACUGGGAUUCUAUCUCCCUGCAGACUCAGGGGAAAAAGUGUCUCUGGGUGUUACAGUUCUUCUUGCUCUGACUGUGUUUCAGCUGAUGGUUGCAGAGAUCAUGCCUCCAUCUGAAAGUGUACCUUUGAUAGGAAAGUAUUACAUAGCAACUAUGACGAUGAUCACAGCUUCCACUGCACUGACGAUCAUUAUAAUGAAUCUCCAUCACUGUGGCUCAGAAGCAAAGCCUGUUCCACAAUGGGCCAGGGUGGUUAUUUUGGACUACAUGUCAAAAAUCUUUUUUGUUUAUGAUGUGGGUGAAAAUUGCACAAGUCCGAAAAGAGAGAAGGAGGAAGAAUGUAAAUUAGAGGGGGAUGAUAGAUGUCAGAGGAGGCACAGAGAGGUAAGGAGUCACCUUUCCUGUAGGAAUGAUGACUGUGAUCUCAAGGAGAAGCUCAAUGGAAGUUUGAAUAAAAGCUAUGGCGUUAAUGAUGAAAAUAUUAGGGAGACUGUUAAUUGCUGUUCCUGUUACAAAAUGCUAAUUAAAAAUAUUGAGUAUAUUGCUAAUUGUGUUCGAGAACAUAAAGCAAACAAGGCCAAAGGAAUUGAGUGGAAAAAAGUUGCAAAAGUGAUGGACAGAUUUUUCAUGUGGAUUUUCUUUAUCAUGGUGUUUUUUAUGAGCGUGCUGAUCAUUGGGAAAGCAGCUUAA
Molecule: messenger RNA, 1461 nt
Organism: Chaetura pelagica (chimney swift)
Lineage: Eukaryota; Metazoa; Chordata; Aves; Apodiformes; Apodidae
Gene: CHRNA9
Product: cholinergic receptor, nicotinic, alpha 9 (neuronal)
Exons: 5
Coding region: 1-1461 (486 amino acids)
Biological process (GO): chemical synaptic transmission; monoatomic ion transmembrane transport; nervous system process
Cellular component (GO): postsynaptic membrane; neuron projection; synapse
Molecular function (GO): acetylcholine-gated monoatomic cation-selective channel activity; transmembrane signaling receptor activity
Source: RefSeq, a predicted model, not a curated record